AGAGAGAGAGAGAGAAGCACGGGAGGGGGCUACUCAACACAGCGAUGAGAACAUCGUUCAAAUUGCGCUACUGUUACACCAUCGUGUAUUUUUCUCAGGCUUAUAAUUAAUUACCCUCUUUCAUCCUCCACCUCGGUCAGUGUUUCAGCACUGCAGCAUCGGUGCCUGUGCAUGUGAGCAGCGGGAGUGCUGCAGGACACCGCGCUUGAGACCCGCACCGCACCGCGCCGUGUCGUCACACCACAGGACAUUCGUCUGUCUCCACUCUCCAACACAACCACAACAUGAGCCCUGACAUCUGAGGCCGGAGCACGGGUCUCGACCACCGGAGUAUCGGGACUGUCAGAUUCCGUUUCGCAGACGAUAUCGCGCGCUGAGCCUGAAUGUCAAAAAGCUCGGCAGAAAGUCAGAGCAGGGGCGGCUCCGUCCGAGACGUGAGGAUGGCCUCAUCCAACAAUACCUCACCCGAAGGAGGCUCUCCACCCCACCCGAACCGCAUCCGCCAGUCGGACAGUAACACCAGCUUCCUGAGGGCAGCCAGGGCAGGUAAUAUUGAAAAGGUGCUGGAGUUCCUCAAGAGCGGACAGGACAUUUCCACAUGCAACCAGAAUGGACUCAAUGCGCUCCAUCUAGCAGCCAAAGAGGGUCACAUGGAGCUGGUGGAGGAACUUAUGGAGAGGGGUGCGACCGUGGACUCUUCAACCAAGAAAGGGAACACAGCAUUGCACAUUGCUUGUCUAGCUGGGCAGAAAGAAGUUGCGAAGUUGUUGGUGAAAAGAGGAGCAGAUGUAAACUCGCAAUCACAGAAUGGCUUCACUCCACUUUAUAUGGCUGCUCAAGAGAAUCACCUGGAUGUUGUGCGAUAUCUUCUGGAGAAUGGUGGAAACCAGAGCAUGGCCACAGAGGAUGGCUUCACUCCUCUGGCCAUCGCUCUGCAGCAGGGUCAUAAUCAGGUGGUCUCUCUGCUGCUGGAACAUGACACAAAAGGUAAAGUCCGCCUGCCUGCGCUCCACAUCGCUGCCCGCAAGGAUGACACCAAGUCUGCUGCUUUGCUGCUUCAAAAUGACCAUAAUGCUGAUGUCCAGUCUAAGAUGAUGGUCAACAGGACUACAGAGAGUGGCUUCACUCCUCUGCAUAUUGCGGCUCACUACGGUAAUGUCAAUGUGGCCACGCUGCUGCUCAACAGAGGGGCUGCUGUAGACUUCACAGCCAGGAAUGGUAUAACCCCUCUUCAUGUGGCCUCCAAACGAGGAAAUACAAAUAUGAUUGCUCUGCUGUUAGACAGGGGGGCUCAGAUUGACGCCAAGACCAGGGAUGGGCUGACACCACUGCAUUGUGCAGCCAGAAGUGGACAUGACACUGCAGUGGAAAUCUUGCUUGAAAGAGGAGCUCCAAUAUUAGCACGGACCAAGAAUGGCCUUUCCCCGCUGCACAUGUCUGCUCAGGGUGAUCACGUCGAGUGUGUGAAACACCUGCUGCAACACCAGGCACCGGUUGAUGAUGUCACACUGGACUACCUGACUGCUCUUCAUGUUGCUGCCCACUGUGGUCACUACAGAGUCACAAAAUUACUACUGGAUAAGAAAGCAAAUCCUAAUGCCAGAGCACUGAAUGGCUUCACUCCUCUGCAUAUUGCCUGCAAAAAGAACCGAGUGAAAGUCAUGGAACUGCUGGUUAAAUAUGGAGCCUCAAUUCAAGCUAUCACUGAGUCCGGCCUGACCCCAAUCCAUGUCGCAGCAUUUAUGGGGCACCUCAAUAUUGUUCUCCUACUGCUACAGAAUGGAGCCUCACCUGACGUCUGUAAUAUUCGUGGCGAGACGGCAUUGCACAUGGCUGCAAGGGCAGGACAGAUGGAGGUGGUGCGAUGUUUGCUAAGGAACGGCGCUUUGGUGGAUGCCAUGGCCAGAGAGGACCAGACACCCCUUCACAUUGCAUCUCGUCUGGGUCAGACAGAGAUUGUGCAGCUGUUACUGCAGCACAUGGCUCAUCCUGACGCUUCCACCAUUAAUGGAUACACACCUCUGCACAUCUCCGCUCGUGAAGGUCAGGUGGAGACAGCUGCAGUGCUGCUGGAAGCUGGAGCAUCUCACUCACUCGCCACCAAGAAAGGCUUCACUCCUCUACAUGUUGCUGCUAAAUAUGGUAGUCUGGAUGUGGCAAAACUCCUCCUUCAGCGGAGAGCACUUCUUGAUGACGCUGGAAAGUACGGUCUCACACCACUGCAUGUAGCUGCUCACUAUGAUAACCAGCAGGUGGCGAUGAUGCUCUUGGAUAAAGGAGCAUCACCUCAUGCUACUGCUAAGAAUGGUUAUACGCCUCUCCACAUUGCAGCAAAGAAAAACCAGACACAGAUUGCCUCUGCGCUGCUUCAGUAUGGAGCAGAGACCAAUGCAUUGACCAAACAGGGAGUGAGUCCUUUACACCUGGCAUCCCAGGAGGGGCACACAGAGAUGGCCUCCCUGCUGCUGGAGAGGGGUGCACAUGUCAGUGCUGCCACUAAGAGUGGCCUUACACCUCUGCACCUCACUGCUCAGGAGGACAGAGUGCAGGUGGCUGAAAUACUGGUCAAGCACGAUGCAAACGUGGACCAGCAGACCAAAUUGGGCUACACUCCUCUUAUUGUUGCCUGUCACUAUGGAAAUGUCAAAAUGGUUAAUUUCCUUUUGCAAAAUGGCGCUAAUGUCAAUGCAAAAACUAAGAAUGGCUACACACCACUUCACCAAGCUGCUCAGCAGGGAAAUACACACAUUAUCAAUGUCCUGCUGCAGCAUGGAGCCAAGCCUAAUGUAGUCACUAUGAAUGGGAACACGGCACUCUCUAUUGCUAAGCGUCUGGGGUACAUCUCAGUGGUGGACACUCUGAGAGUUGUUACUGAGGAAAUAAUCACAACGACAACCACGGUGACAGAGAAACACAAGCUGAACGUUCCAGAGACAAUGACAGAAGUUCUGGAUGUGUCUGAUGAGGAGGGUGAGGACACAAUGACAGGUGAUGGAGGGGAAUACCUGAGAGCAGAGGACCUGAGAGAGCUUGGAGAUGACUCUCUACCUGGACACUACCUGGACGGCAUGAGCUACACCCAUAACUUAGACCGGUCCCAUGAGACCGCCAGUCAUCUUGCUUACAGGGGUGAAGGAAUGCUGAUUGAGGAUAUGAUCACCAGCCACCAGCUUAAUAAGGUUUCUGCAUUCUCUCGAGAACACGAGAAGGACUCAUAUCGACUGAGCUGGGGUGCUGAACAUCUGGAUAAUGUGGUGCUAACUAGCACUCUUCUGCAGUCAGGCCGAUCCACCCCAUGCCUUGACAAUGACAACAGCAGCUUCCUGGUCAGUUUCAUGGUGGAUGCCCGUGGUGGAGCCAUGCGUGGCUGUCGUCACAAUGGACUACGCAUAAUUGUGCCACCUAGAAAGUGCUCAGCACCUACACGGGUCACAUGUCGUCUGGUGAAGAGGCACAGGCUGGCCUCUAUGCCCCCUAUGGUGGAGGGAGAGGGGCUCGCAGGCAAGCUCAUUGAAGUUGGACCCACCGGAGCCCAGUUUCUUGGUAAACUCCACCUCCCAACAGCCCCUCCUCCUCUUAAUGAGGGUGAAAGUCUUGUCAGCAGAAUUCUGCAGCUGGGUCCACCCGGCACCAAAUUCCUCGGGCCAGUGAUAGUGGAGAUCCCACACUUUGCUGCCUUGCGUGGGACGGAGAGGGAGUUGGUGAUUCUGCGCAGUGAGACAGGAGAGAGCUGGAGAGAGCAUCACUGUGAGCAUACAGAAGAGGAGCUGAAUCAGAUACUCAAUGGCAUGGACGAGGAGCUGGACACUCCUGAGGAGCUGGAGAAAAAGCGAAUCUGCCGCAUCAUCACACGGGAUUUCCCACAAUACUUUGCAGUGGUGUCCCGCAUUAAGCAGGACAGUCAUCUGAUUGGUCCAGAGGGUGGGGUGUUAAGCAGCACCCUUGUUCCACAGGUCCAGGCUGUGUUCCCAGAGGGAGCAUUGACUAAACGGAUACGCGUUGGGCUACAGGCCCAGCCAAUCAGUGAGAAUCUGGUGAGGAAGAUCUUGGGGAAUAAGGCUACAUUCAGCUCUAUUGUUACUUUGGAGCCCAGAAGACGGAAGUUUCACAAGCCCAUCACCAUGACUAUUCCUGUCCCUAAAAGCCCAACCAGUGACGGGACAAACAGUACCCCCACUCUACGACUAUUAUGUAGCAUUACGGGUGGGACAACUCCAGCACAAUGGGAGGACAUAACUGGAUCCACACCGCUAACAUUCAUCAACCAGUGUGUUUCAUUUACCACUAAUGUUUCAGCAAGGUUCUGGCUUAUAGAUUGCCGUCAGAUCCAGGAGUCUGUGAACUUCUCCAGUCAGCUGUAUCGUGAGAUCAUCUGUGUUCCCUAUAUGGCCAAGUUUGUCAUCUUUGCCAAGACAUUAGACCCUAUAGAAGCACGACUCCGCUGCUUCUGUAUGACUGAUGAUAAGAUGGAUAAAACUCUGGAGCAGCAGGAGAACUUCACUGAAGUGGCUCGUAGUCGAGAUGUCGAGCUUUUAGAGGGAAAGCCAAUCUUUGCUGACUGCUUUGGAAAUUUGGUCCCACUGACCAAAAGUGGACAGCACCAUGUGUUCAGCUUCUAUGCCUUUAAGGAAAACCGUCUUUCUCUCUUUAUCAAAAUUCGUGACAGCACUCAAGAACCAUGUGGCAGAUUGUCUUUUACAAAAGAACCAAGAACAUAUCGCAGUCUAAACCACAGUGCAAUAUGCAACCUGAACAUCUGCCUACCUGUUUACUCAAAGGAAUCAGAUUCUGACCAAGAUGCAGAUGAAGAGAGUGAGAAGACACAUGAGCAAUAUUAUGAUGGAUCUGAGUCAACAGAGCUUUCCAUGCUGCAAAUCAUACAUGAUCCUGCCACACUCGCAAGUCCAGAUAUACUUUCAGAGGUUUCUGAAAUGAAGCAGGACCUGAUUAAAGUGUCAGUCCUUCUGACCUCUGAAAAGUCAGAACAAUCGUGCUCCUCUGGCGCCGGAGAGCGAUCAGACAAAGCUGGGGAUGAGGAAAUGGAUGAGCCAUUUGAAAUUGUUGAAAAAGUGAAAGAGAACUUAGAGAAGGUAGAAGAGCUUCUUCGUGAAAGAACAACGGAUGACACGAAGGGGGAAAGUGCUAUUGGGAGAUCUGUAAAGAUUGACGAUGAGGAGUGGGUACUUCUCAGUUUGACAGAUGUUGAGGAAUCCAUAACCAAAAAUAUCACUGAAAUCCAAGAGUCACUCGUUCAAGAAGUUCAAAUCGCAAGAGACAUUAUAUCCAGUUCUCCUCCUCAGAGGGAUAUUUCAGGUAUGAUUUCAUAUCUCAGCAGUGACUUAGAACAGUGUCUGCAGGAACCGCCUGUACCAUUUAAUGAUUCACAAGAUGUGGAUAGUGUUCAAGAAAGUUUUAAAGAGGUUGUUGUGACAUGUGGUAAACACCGUCCAGCAAAAAUCAAAAAGCCAGCCAGGAAAAAGCGUAAAGAGAGGGAGUUUGCAAGCGGCAGUUCAGAGGAUGACUUGGAAAGGAUGAGUAGGAGUCAGUCUGAGGAGUCUCUUGAUGAAGAUGCAGUUAUCGGUGGAUCUGAACCUGUCUUUGGACCUGUUCCUGUGUCUCCUAGAGUUGUAGAAACUCCGAUUGGAUCCAUUAAGGACAGGGUUAAGGAACUGCAGAAGAAGGUUGAAGAAGAGAAUAAGGUGGACAGUCAAAAGUGUAAAUCCCAAAAAGUGAGUACUUCCCAGAGUAAGCCAUAUGUCACAGAGACAGAAAAAUCAGCCAGUCUUCCACCAAAAUCCCUCAGAUCCCCAAAGUCACAGACGGAACAGCUAGAGGAAACUAUGUCUGUAAGAGAGCUGAUGAAGGCUUUUCAGACUGGCCAGGAUCCAUCGAAAAGCAAGUCUGGACUUUUUGAACAUAAAGCAAUUGUGACUGUAACCUCUGAAGCAGCACAUUCUGAUAUGAUACAAGUUCCCCCAACAUAUGAUAGCCAAAUGACAGUACCAACUCAACAUUUACAAGAAAGGACAAUUACAACUGUAACCUCUGAAAUGACAAGUUCUAAUGUGGUGCAGAUUACCCCAACAUAUGAUAGCCAAAUGACAGCAUCAACUCAACAUUUAAAAGGAAGGGCAAUUACAACUAUAUCCUCUGAAGCAAAUUCUGAUAUGAUGCAGGUUCUUCCAAUAUAUGAUAACCAAAUUACAGAAUCAACCCAGUAUUUACAAGAAAAAAAUGUAGUAAAAAACAAGAUCAUUCAAGAAUCAUCACAUAUUGACCAAAACACAAUUCAUCAUAAACCAAUGAUCGAUGAUGGUGAAGCAGUACAUGAAAAACCACCGACGAUUAUCCAAAUCAAAGGUGAUCAAGCUGUACCCAACAUUAUCUUUAACUUUGAAGACAAAAGUUCUCCAGAAGACCUGCUCAGUAAACAUACAACAAAUUACCAAAAUGGAAAACCACCUCAGGAACCAGAAACUGAGGAACAACAAAUAUGUCAUGAUCUAUUAAGUAACGAAGACCCGCUGUUGAUACAUGAGGGAAUAUAUUAUGAAGAUAACAGGAGAUUGUCUGUGGAACCUCAGAUCAGCCCAGACAGGAAACCAUCAGAGGAUUUCAGUGCAGAUAUUAAGGCAGAACUUGAGGAAAAUCCUGAAUAUCUGCGCUUUAGGCGAACUUCAGGUAAAGCAAGUAAACAUUAUUUAAUGUGUAGUGAUGGCCUUUCUUUGGAAGAUGAGGAGCAGCUAAACCAGGCAGCAGUGGAUCCAAGUAAAUCAAACAUAAUCACUGCAUUUGCUACUGCGAUGGUGCAAAGUGAACCCUUAUGUCAAAGUGAAAUACUUGAUGGAGCAUUGGAAGAAAGUCCUGAUAGUGACAAACACGAGACCUUGGCAGACUCUCCUGGCAAUAGUAUAGGUACAAGGACUCCUCACUCCAGCACAGGUGAUAGUGAGAAGCAUGAGGGACUUGCUGAAACCCCUCAAAACUGGCCUGAAGUCCUUGUUUUUUCUUCCAGUACAACUACUAAAGAAACAGAAGACAAAUAUCCAGGGGGUCAGGAGACUACUCACCAAUCAAGUUUGACAUCACAUGAAAGAGCAGAGAGUGACAAGAGUGAAUUAUAUUCAGUAACCUCCAUUAAAAGCAAGACUGAAUUACCUUAUGAUUCUAAGAUCGAAUCAUCUUCUCCAUCCACCAAUAUUGAGUCACCAUCCUCUGCACAAUAUAGCCAUCACAGUCAAGAUGUACCAGAGAGACCUUCUAGUUUGGAUUCUCUGCAGCCUGCAACCAUGAGUGAUACUAAAACUCUCUGUAGAACAGACUCGCUUGAGACUACUCCCAUCAGAGAAGAUGGAUCAUCCCAAAAAUCCCCAGACUCUAUUGAGCCAAGCCCAAUCAAGGAAUCCCCAUGUCAAGACUCUUUAGAGGGAAGUCCCACUGGUCAAGAAUCUGAAAGGGUCUUCUCAAGAAGUCAGGCUUUCAUUUCUGACUCCGGGGAAAAAGAAAUAAUUUCUAAACAAAAAAUUUAUUUAGAAAGUGAGUCAUCCCAAGGUUCCCAGGAGACCUUAGAUAUGCAGUGCAUUCCCAUGACCCUGGAGCAAAAAGAAAAGGUGAUUGACAGUGAGGAUCUUUAUGACUUUGAUGCUUUACAAAGGCAAUUCACUCCAGAAGAAGAGAUGUUUAAGAUGGCUGCAAAGAUCAAAACAUUUGAUGAAAUGGAAAAGGAUGCAAAAGUCAAAAAGGUAAAAUUUGAUUUUGAUUUUGAUUGUGGUUCUAAACAAACAAAAGAGGAAGAAGUGCUGUCACCACAUAAAAGUUCACUAGACUUCAACACAAUGUUAACCAUAACAUCAGAAGAGCAGUACUUGGAGAACUCUGUUGAAUCUGGCCCGGUAUUACCUUUGCAUUCCUCUUUGUCAGAUGAUGAUUAUGACAGUCCUGAGUUGGAUGAAUCAACUUACAAGGUCUCAGAAGAAACCACUGAGGUUUUAGAGACCACAGAUAAAAUUGAGGAGGAACAUACUCAUUUAAAGAUUGUUGAUUUACAGGCAUGCAUAGACAGACCAUCUAUAAAAAUGCAUAUAGAGAACGAGGAUGAAGACUAUGAACCGUUAACUUCAGAGUACCAUAGUAUAGUGAUAGAAGAGACUACAACUAAGGAGGAUCUCAUUAUUACAUCAGCAGAGAGCAAAAUGGGCAUUGAGAAGGAUGGUGAUGCUGAUUCUAUGUCUAUUGAUCAGAGCACAACUUCUGAAAAAGUUCUUUCUCCCAUCGACAAUGUAGGUGCUGCUACUGUCACAAAGGAAGUGCAGGAUGAAUCCCAGCCAGAUUUAUGUAUUUAUCAAAAGGACAAUGAAGAGAAGCCAGAAGAAAUCCCAGUGCCUAUUCCAAGAGACUUGGUUCCCUGGAGUGCUGAAGUGGAAGACGAUGAGGCAUUUGAUGCAAAAAUUGAGGCUGAAGAGCAGAAAAUACUUGCUUUGUGUAUAGACAGAUAUUCCCAUGGAACCACACCUGACACAACUCCAGGACGAACUCCUACUGAAGAGGGGACACCAAAUCCUUUCCUCUUCCAAGAGGGAAAGCUAUUUGAGAUGACCAGAGGUGGUGCUAUUGACAUGACCAAAAUGAACAUGGAGGAGGAAGAAGAAAGGUUAGCCUUUUUUCCAAUAAAUGAAGACCCAAGUGAAGAAUUUGAGCAAGUGAAUUUCAGUGCUAGUGAGUCUGUUGCAGUAACUUCAUUUGAGAUGCCUACAGAUGGUUUAGUUCAUCAAGACAGACUUACUGAGGAACCUGAUGACUUUAGUAAAACUGGAACCAAAAGUCUUCAACCAGAAUAUCCUGAACAGAAUGAUUUUCCUAUCCAAAGUGAACCAAAGAGUCCCACAAAAGAUAAUGGAAUCUGUGAAGACACAUUAAUACCGAAUGUUGACACUGCCGCUUAUACAGUAACACGAACAGUUUAUUCUGAGCAAGACCCGGAAUCCUCUGACUCUUCAGUGGAAGAUGAACAGCAUUCUGUUGUUGAAAUGACUAUAUCCACCCAAGUAUCUACAAUUUCCCCUAGUGUCUCAGUUCAUACUGUUAUUCAACAGCAAUUCCAGACAUCACCUUCAAUGCACACUCCAUCCAAGAACCUUGUUGCUGAAAUUGAAGACACAACAUCUAAACCAAAAAUAGCUGUAAAAGCAGCCAGCUUUGACCAAGUUUUAGGACAAGGGGACUCCAUUGAACAGAAUCAAAGGUCUAAAUCUGUAGAAGAUAUUGGUGACUCAGAAUGGUCAGUGUCUGUUAUGGAUGAUCACACUAAAAUAGACAGCAGCUACACCAAACCAAAUACUUCAUCCUCCCAGAUGCCUGUUUCACCGACACAGUCUCCUACCCUACAGUAUGCUGUAUCCAGUCAACCUGAACUUCCUGCUGAAUUCUCUCAGGAUUCGGAUUCUUCAAGGAGCACAGAGCAAGAUAAAACCAAAGGAGAAAGAGCCUCUGUUGAGUUAGGGAUAGAAACUAGUUUGAAAGCAAUUCGACCCCCGUCUGUAGGGGAUGAUGUCUUUGAGUCAAGGCCCAACUGGGAAGAUUGUGUGGAGACACAGAUGCAGAGAACCUCAGACAGCACUACCCCAGACCAAAGUAAAGUGGACUGGCAUGAUGAUGCAGAUAGGAAAGAAGAGACUUUGGCCAUCAUUGCUGACCUUCUAGGUUUUAGUUGGACAGAGCUGGCCAAAGAGUUGGAGUUUAACGAAGAUGAGAUUCAGCAAGUGCGUGUUGAAAACCCGAAUUCACUACAAGAGCAGAGUCAUGCUCUUUUACAGCGCUGGGUAGAGAGAGAAGGAAAGCAUGCAACUGAAGAUACAUUGAUUAAAAGACUGACUAAAAUAAACCGCAUGGACAUUGUCCAUCUUAUUGAGAUCCAAAUGCACAAGUCAGUUCAGGAGCAAACCUCAAGAACAUAUGCAGAGAUUGAAAGGACACUGGACCACAGUGAAGCUCUCUCCUCAGUCCAAGAGGAUGGUGACAGUCUUCAGGUGGUGCGGAGAGUGGAGACUUCACAAAGACAUCCUCCAGCUGUGUCAGAAGAAGACUUAUCUGUGGCCUCUCUUCUUGACAUUCCAUCGUGGGCUGAAACAAUGGCAAACACCAAUUCAGAGAGCAUUCAUGGGGAUAUGAUAGAAGAAUUGGAGAUCAUCCAGGAUAGCUUCACCAAUCCAUGGCUGUUUCAAGAGGUCAAAAAAGAAUCUACAAAGGAAGAUGCAGAUGAAGAAGAGAUUGAUGAGGCAUUAGGUGUGCUGUCGGAUAGCUCUGAUGAGGAUGUGGUGACCACCAGAGUGGUGCGAAGGAGAAUAAUUAUUCAGGGUGAUGAUGUUCUAGAUGUUCCUCCACAGACUGUAACAGAAGAGCAAUACACAGAUGCACAGGGAAACUUGGUUGUGAAGAAGGUGACCAGGAAGGUCAUUCGACGAUGUGUGUCAUCUGAUGGGGUGGAGACAGAGCAGGUGAGGAUGGAGGGCUCCCCCCAGCAGCCUGUCAAUGUGGCACCAGGAGAUGGAUACUCAAAAGUAAAAAAAAGGACAGUACUGAAGAGCGAAGGACAUCAGACAGAGGUGACUUUCCAUGAGCAAGAUGGCAUGUCAUCUUCAAAGGGUGAAUCUUCUCUAGGUCAAGAGGUCAGACAGGUGGUCCAGAUGACAAUGGUACAUGGAGAACAGCUAGAAAAGCAUGAGGGGGAUCCUUGUCUUGCCUCAGACCUGCCCUCAGCCAGGGGGGACUUCACCCAGGCUCUAAGCUACUUUGGAGGUUUUAGGAAGGUGCAGAUUCCUCAAGUGGUAGAGCAGGAAAUACAGCAGCCUGAUGGAUCUGUGAUCAGGAGGACGAGGAUGCAGAAGUCUAGGACCCACAGGAGAUCAGUACUGAGGGAUGCUGGGGGACAGAAGCGGGUGUGCGUGGAGCAGAUUGACGAUCAGUCUGAGCCCCAUGACAACCUACAGCAUCACCUCCAUCACCUCAUUCACCACUACUGUGCCCAAAACGACAGAGACGAAGAGGAGGAGGAAGCCGGAGAAGUCUGAGUGAUGGGUUUUCCCCUUCAUUUUCCUCUCCCUAUCUCCAUUGCUCCUCUCUUUGAGCCUGUCUGCUCUCCUAACCACUCCUAUGCACCAUGCUCAUGCUAUCCCAGAGUGCACUUCACUCCUGCCACUUCCAGUCUUCCUGUCCAGUCAAACUGGAUGUUUGCCCAGUUUGUCAAUGGACAAUAUUUACUCUCUCGUUAUUUUCCCUAGUUUACCACAAGUGUUUCUGUCCUUCAUUGUGACCAAAUGGUGUUCUUUCCUUUCCUUUCCUUUCCUUUCCUUUCCUUUCCUUUCCUUUCCUAUCCCUAGUUAUAACACCAAUGAACACACACACAAAAAUCAAAAUAACCAAAAACAUUUUUAUCAAUAGAGAGAGAAAAAAAAGACCACAUCAUCACAUGCUCUUUUGAUCUCAAUGGUUGAGAUGUCUGAAAACUUCUUGCCUUCUUUAUCAGCUGUUGAAGUAUCGUGUGUCUGUGUAUUCUAUCCAUGGAGAGUAUAUAUAAUAUGCAUUUUUAAAAUGACAGUAGAUCACAUUAGCCACCUGUAAGGAUAUUAGCAGGCAUGCUUAGCUAGCAUCAGUCACUUAUUAAUAACAGACUCUUUCUGUGGUUAGACGACUGUCAGUCUUUUUCGUCUCGCCUCCCUUUUUUUGUGUCUGUGAUAUCUGUAGCAAUUCUAGUCGUCAUUAUCAUCAUCACAUUUCAGUGCAGCUUUUUGUUGUAAUAGAACACAUUAACAUGCGCUUUAUGGUUUUAAACUCUAGCAAGCGUUUCGAGAGGGACUCAGGAAGCAAAGGUGGAAUUAAAUUCAAGUAAUCAGUUACACAUAUUCUAAUCUAUUUUUAACUUUCAAUCUGAAUUUAUUCUUUACGUAUGUUUUUAAGUGAAUGUGUGUUAAAUCAGAAAUGUGAUUUUUAUUUUCAAAUUAUAUUAAUCUUGUUCUGUACAUAUUGCUCAAUAUCAGUAUGUGUCGAAACUUGCUCUGAGGUAUUUAUGAUGGUGAAUGCUUUUAAAAUCGUACUGGUUUCAGAAGUGAGCAUAAGGGAUGUAUGUUUUUUUUUUUUUAAAGAAUGUUUUAUUUUGAUGUAUUUUGUUUAUUAUACAUAAGUGGGAGUAUUUUCUUUAUGAUUCACCAAAUCACAGGUUGGCUUCAGUUGAGACUGUUGGGAAGGAGAGCGUACCAUGUGAUAUUCAAAUGACUUUUCCUAUUAACUGCAGAUUAAUACAGCUGUGUUAGCAGAGGUUGUUUUUUGCUUCUGGUCUGAGGCCAGCUCUGCUUUCCCCCCUUAUAAUAAUUUGCAUUUGGGGAAACUGGCCCUGGAACAGCAUUUCAAAAGUCAUCCUCUGAACUAAGCAAUGUCAUUAAGUUGAACACUGCUACUACUUUCACUGUGACUGGCCCAUGUUUGAUUUACAGAAUCCGCAUUCUAUGUCUGUGGAGAUAAGAAUAUGCAUAUAUAUAUAGUACAUAAAUAUCUAUCCAUAAAGGCAUGUAUUAGUUUACUGUAUGACUUUUAAAAAAGACAUUUAAACACUAUACCUUUGCUGCAGUGUGUGUAUAUGGCUGAAAAGAGAAUAAAAGUGUAUAAGUGUCA
Molecule: messenger RNA, 12663 nt
Organism: Carassius carassius (crucian carp)
Lineage: Eukaryota; Metazoa; Chordata; Actinopteri; Cypriniformes; Cyprinidae
Gene: ank2a
Product: ankyrin 2a, neuronal
Exons: 51
Coding region: 384-11066 (3560 amino acids)
Biological process (GO): signal transduction; protein localization to T-tubule; regulation of cardiac muscle contraction
Cellular component (GO): T-tubule
Molecular function (GO): protein binding
Source: RefSeq, a predicted model, not a curated record